CUGCUAUUCGAUCGGACGGUGGAAAACUGAACAGACCACAAUCUCUAGAAAAGGCAAAACUACUAGAUUCUGUCCCAAUCUGAGCCCAUUUCGUUCUUAUCUCUUACGCCGACUUCACUUCCUCAUCAUCACUCCACUUGACUCUUGUAAUUGUAAUGGCAGAAUCGGACCCACCGGAAAGCCCAAUCAACGCCGCCACAAUUCCACCGCCUUCAACCGCCACCACCGCCGCCGCCGCCGCAAUAGUACCAGCUGCGGCCGCGAUCACCAUCACCACCACCACCAAUAACAACCACAGCCUCGGGCCAAGUUUAGCCCCAAAGCGGCAGCGCCGACCAAGUGUCCGACUAGGCGAGAUCGGCGAUCAACCGGGUCGACCGAAGCACUGGAGGUUUCACAAAGAACCUAAUUUAGCUGCCAAAUCCUCAAAAACUCGACCUUUGACCAACCUCGUUAAUGGCGGAGUCGAAACCCUAAAACAGACCGAGGACAAUCUCGAUUUCGGGUACCGAAAGCAGAAAUCGAAGAGACCGCAAGCGAAGAGAGUGAGGACGAAUUGGACUCUGUCAACGAAGAUCGAUAACGGUGCUGAAGGAGACAGUAGAGAAGAGGAGUUUAGGGAUUUCGAAGCUGAAGAAGGUUCGGAGAGUCCGUUUAAAGAACAGAGUCCGAUUCAUUCGAUUGACAAUGUUGGGCUCGAUUUCUGGAAUCGGAGGACGGGUAGGGCUAGGGUUUCGGAGAGUAGGGAUCGGGAACAGGAUGAGGGAAUUCCGGAAUCCGAUUCGAGGGAUCGGAAAUGCGGGACGAGUAGAGAUGGGAAUUUUGGGAGUGGAGGAAGUGAGAGGGGAAGGAAUUGGUCUCUUGAUGAUGGGGUGAGGAAUUGGCUCAUUGGAUUGGGAUUGGGCCGGUAUGCGCCGGUUUUCGAGAUUCAUGAGGUGGAUGAUGAAGUUUUGCCUAUGUUGACAUUGGAGGACCUCAAAGAUAUGGGAAUAAAUGCAGUCGGUUCGAGACGGAAAAUGUAUGCUGCAAUUCAAAAGCUUCCCAAGGGAUAUUCCUGAGAUUUGAUAAUGAUCUUUGAGCAAACCAGAAUUCAUUACACUAUAAGUCAAUUUGACAACUUUCUUAGCUUGUGUGGAUUUAAAAUAUUUUCUUCCAAUUUCAACUUUGCAGUGGUUUCCAGAAUCACCAUUAUUGGCAUUUAUUCAGCCAGUUUCUUUCUAAUUUUGGCAGUCUGCAUUGAGUACCCAAUUGGGGAGUAGUACUGGAAUACAGUUUGUGCUUUGGCUUAUGCUCCCAUUUAGGUAUUAUUCUCCUGAACCAGGUGCUAGUGGCAGAAAUGAGGUCAAGAGACAUGUGCAUAUGUUUAGUUCUUAUAAGAAGGUAAAGCACUUACAACAAGUGAAUAAACAUGUAUCGAGGUAGGCUGAUGUACACCAUAACUCAUGACAAUGCUAAAUUCAGUAGGUUUAUGAUUUGUUUGACUAGAGUGUUUACAUAUAUUUCAAUGUACGGUAUUUGAUUUGAGUUUUUUUAUUUUCUGAGAUGUUUAGUUCAUAUAAGAAGGUAAAGUUCUUGUAAGUGAAUAAACAUGUAUUAAGGUAGGCUGAUGUACACCAUAAAUUGAGUAUUUACAUAUAUUUCAAGUGUGUCAUAUGUGACUUAAGCUUUUAAUUUUCUGAAAGUUGAGCGUUCAUGUUACUUUAGUUCUAGGUGCUUUAACUUUCUAAUCAUUUAAUCUCAUUAUGCGAGUGUAUAAUCUAGGUGUCUAUAUUUAUAUGCAUGUAGGUCAGUGUCAUUGCCUUUUUAAUUUUGGGCAGUGAUAUGACCCUUCAUAGUUCAUGGGGAUGCUCUGAACUUAUAGAUUCUUUAGCUAAAGCUUAUUUGUGGUUCUCAUUUUUCUCUUCCUUUCUGAUUUCAAUAAUUUGUGCUUGUCAUGUGUUCUGGUUUUUGCAACUAACUUCUGCAGCUUGUUGGGUCGUGCGCUGCUAUCUGUUACAUGGCGAUUUGGGUUGGAUACACAGACAUGCACUUAAUCUUUGGUGUUUCUAUGACUUUGGAGCGUGUGGCUCAGCAGGGAGAGCUGAAUAAUCAGUUGAAGCAGUAGCUCUGGAAGUUCUAGGUAUGCUAUUCCAGUCUAUAUCUCUCUACCAAUGAUAGGAAUUGCCACUUCUUUUGUAACUGACUUUAGAUACUCAGUAUGAUAGUUUUAUCAGUUUCUCAUCCUUAAGAUGUUCUAGCCAAUUCUUAUUCAAGCUUUGAAACUUGAUGUUGUUGAUGAAUAUUUUUUUAGAUUGUGAAUGUUUUAUUCA
Molecule: messenger RNA, 2309 nt
Organism: Camellia sinensis
Lineage: Eukaryota; Viridiplantae; Streptophyta; Magnoliopsida; Ericales; Theaceae
Source: RefSeq, a predicted model, not a curated record